UCGGCUUCGUUUCAUUUUCAAGGAUGCAGAGUAUUUUCCAAGCUCUUGCUGGUCGAAGAAGGUGGAAGGAAACGACGGAAAGAACGCGUUUUUGCAUAUUUCAGUUGGACUUUUACCCAUUCUUUUGUCCCGGUUCACUCCCUUCCUCAUGUAUAAACCUGCCAAUUCAUCGUUUCGUUAUUCAACCUGAAAGCAACAGAGCAACAAUGGCUUCUCCUGCUUCUAUUAGCCAUCUGCUCCUGCUGUUCCUUCUUCUUCUUCUUCUUCUGCCAUAUCUUGCCAUUUCACAGUCCAAUAUAACCCCGGGCAAGUCUCUGGUUGCGGGGGAUAAGGAGUCUCUUCCGUGGCUCUCUCCUUCCGGAGAUUUCGCCUUGGGGUUCAGCCAACCCGACGAUAAGAGCGACAGCUUCGUAGUCUCCAUAUGGUAUGCCAAGAUUCCUGAGAAAACCAUAGUCUGGUGUGCCAGUGAUACUAGCAAACGACCUGUCAUCGCACCCCGAGGAUCAAAACUGGUGGUAACUGCUGAUCGCGGGCUCCUUCUGAAUGAUCCAGGAGGCGGAAUUCCAUGGAAGUCCGAUCCCAUAGUUAGUGCGGUCGCUUAUGGAUACAUGAACGAUACUGGAAAUUUUGUUCUCAAGAACAGAGACUCUGAGACUCUUUGGGAGAGCUUCGACUACCCCACCGACACCAUCCUGCCCGAACAGAUCUUACCGAAUAAUGGGAUUCUGUCUUCAAGACAAUCGGCAACCAACUUCUCUCAGGGAAGGUUUCAGCUCCGUUUGCAGAAUGGGAACCUCCUGUUUACGACAAUAAACUUGCCUUCCAGUCACGUCAAUGAACCGUACUUCACGUUCACUCUGCCUUCUGUUUCUGUUACGGGGAUUAGUUUUGAUGACUCCGGCUUCUUGAAUUCCCUUCAUGACAACGGCCAAACGUCGCCUCUCAAGACAGUUUCGCGGGGAUCGCCCAGGGACAACUAUUUGAGAGCCACUUUGGAGUCAGAUGGGGUCUUCAUCCAGUACUCUCGCCCCAAGACUGGGGGAAAUUGGAUGGUUGACUGGCUGAUGCCGGAAAAUAUAUGCAAAACUGGUCAGAAUAUAGGGAGUGGCAUUUGUGGUUUCAACAGGAUAUGCAGGCUCGACGUGAAUGACCGGCCAGUCUGCGAGUGCCCUCUGGGAUUUUCUGUGCUUGACGAGAAAGAUGAGUAUAGAGGUUGUGUGCAAAAUUAUUCACAAAGUUGUGGAGAAGCGCAGAGUUCAGGACCGGAUGCGUUUGUACUUGAAGAAAUUACUAGUAUCGAUUGGCCAACUUCUGAUUACAAUCUCUUGCAACCUUUCACAGAGGCCGAGUGUAAAGAUUCCUGCCUCCGGGACUGCAUGUGUGCUGUCGCCAUCUUUAGAGAUAAUGACAUGUGUUGGAAGAAGAAGCUGCCUCUCUCCAAUGGCAGGAUCGACACAAGCCUCAAUGCAAAGGCCUUCAUCAAGAGAAGAAAGGAUGGCUUUCCUCCUCAGACCCCUAAUCCUCCAGGACCAAAUGAUGAUAAGAAGGAUCUUUUGAUUCUUGCCGGGUCAGUUCUUUUAGGCAGCUCAGUGUUUGUCAACUUCAUACUGAUUGCUGCAUCAUGCCUCGGCGUUUUCAUGAUAUACCAAAACAAAUUAAAGAAGUUCUUCGAAGAUGAAAGUGGCAUGGACAUAAAUAUACGCAGCUUCACAUACAAAGAGCUUGAAGACGCCACCGGUGGCUUCAAGGAGGAACUUGGGAGGGGGUCGUUUGGCAUAGUUUACAAAGGGGUCAUUGCAAUUGGAGACUCCAGAAAUGUUGUAGCAGUUAAGAAGUUGGAUAGGUCUUUUCAAGAGAGUGAGAAGGAAUUCAAAACUGAAGUUAUAGUGAUUGGACAAACCCAUCACAAGAAUCUGGUUAGGUUGAUCGGGUACUGCAAAGAAGGGCCAAAUCGCUUGCUGGUUUACGAGUUCUUGAGCAAUGGAUCGUUAGCGAGCCUCCUGUUUGAGGAUCUGAAACCCAGUUGGGAACAGAGGGCCCAAAUUGCCUUGGGAAUCGGAAGAGGACUCCUCUACUUGCAUGAAGAAUGCAAAACCCAGAUCAUCCAUUGCGACAUAAAGCCUCAAAACAUCCUUCUCGACGAAUAUUACAAUGCCAGGAUUUCAGAUUUCGGACUAGCCAAGCUCUUGAUCAGCCAAACCCACACUCACACUGCAAUAAGGGGAACGAGAGGAUAUGUUGCCCCCGAAUGGUUCCGGAACAUGCCGAUCACUGUGAAGGUCGAUGUGUACAGUUUCGGUGUCCUGCUGCUAGAGACCAUUUGCUGUAGGAGAAGCAUUGACAUAGAAGCCGGCAAUGAAGAGAGAGUGAUCUUAGCUGAUUGGGCUUAUGACUGUUAUCGAGAAGGUGCGCUAGAAGCACUUGUUGAAAAAGACGAGGCAGCCCUGAAUGACAUGAAAAAGCUCGAGCGAUUUGUGAGGGUUGCCAUCUGGUGCAUCCAGGAAGAUCCAGCCUUAAGACCAACCAUGAAGAAGGUAAUGCUAAUGCUUGAAGGGAUAAUUCAGGUGUCUGCACCACCGUCCCCCUUCGCAUUUAGUACCAUAAGUACAGUGUAAACUCAGAGACGUUCUAGCAUUUCCGUAGAGCCAUCUCAGCCCUUGUGUUUGUGGUACAUAGGUUAUCAUAUUUAGUAGAUAAUUUCUUGCGAACAAAGUCCUGCAUCGUGAACCAAUCUAGGAUGAUUCUAAGGAAGAAAAAUAUGCAGCGAAGAGAAGCCAUCAAGCAAAGGUAGUAGUCUUGUUGAUUGAAGGAAACCACCUUACUCCCGUUGAAGGGAAGAACUUCAUCAGCUCUGUUCUUCUGUUUCUUUUUUGGUACUGAUGAGCUCUGUUUUACUAUCCGGUCUUCUUUGUGCUUACCUUAGCCACAUGAUUUGCUCUUAAUAUCGUCUUUUGUGAUGUCUUCUGACUUCAAUGAGAAGACAUCUGAUGUACUCUUUCCAAAUAAAAGCAGCACGGUUGCAAAUUACAUU
Eucalyptus grandis is the source of this 3031-nucleotide messenger RNA. RefSeq names its product G-type lectin S-receptor-like serine/threonine-protein kinase LECRK2. NCBI's taxonomy places the organism in Eukaryota, Viridiplantae, Streptophyta, Magnoliopsida, Myrtales, Myrtaceae. The transcript has a single exon. Gene Ontology annotation, biological process: protein phosphorylation. The record is from RefSeq and is a predicted model, not a curated record. Bases 24 to 2615 code for a protein of 863 amino acids. Gene Ontology annotation, molecular function: ATP binding; protein serine/threonine kinase activity.